UCGUGUUUGCCUGGGCAUUUUGCUCGGAACAUGAAUUUCCAAGCAUGUGAGAUAAAGAUGGGGGCGAUGGCGAUGAUGCAUCAGUAAUGCCAGAAAUGAAAGUUACCGCAUGUGUUUCUCGCCGACGCGAUGCUUUUCAGAGUGCCUUUCUCUACCUGAUUUACUUACUAGGGCUUAGAAGCAUUAUAUGCGCUGCUGCGCACACACUCCCUAAUUACAGCGGCCUCCGGCAAUUUUCGGGAGUUUUCUGAGGAAGUUGAAGGGCUUGCAUUUUCGUUCCGUAACAAAACGAUGGGCCGCUUUUAUGUGUACAGGCCGGGAAAGGGCCCCGGCUAAAUCUAUGUUUGACAGCCCAGCUAGCCAAUAAGAUGCCUCCAAUUCGAUAUAGCCAGCGCGUCGGGCCAAUCAGCGUGUUCGAAAUCAUCGUUCAUUUGUAUUGCGAAUCACUGUGUCUGAUGUGUAGUAUCAGUAAAGCAGCUCCCUGGGGUACAGACAGUGGCAUUGAAGCAGAUUGCGCGCCAUUUGCGUCAUUUGCAGUCCAGACACCGCAUUAUCCUAUUCUAUCACUUUAAAUAUUGUUGCUUCUAUUAGAAACCGUCGAUGCAUUAUAGACUUGGAUAUGGGUGAUCCAUGACCCCCACCCCACCCCAGGUGCAGAAGCGCGGCACUGGGUGGGUCCUGUGCGUGAUCAUCCCUCGCAGGCCGUGAAUGCGGGCACCAUGAGCAAGACUCCCCCCAACCGGCGAGGGAUAACAUUUGAGGUGGGAGCGCAGCUGGAGGCUCGGGACAGCUUGAAGAACUGGUACGCGGCCAACAUCGAGAAGAUCGACUACGAGGACGAGAAGGUCCUGAUCCAUUACCGCCAGUGGAGCCACCGCUACGACGAGUGGUUCGACUGGGCCAGCCCAUACCUUCGACCCGUAGAGCGGAUCCAACUGCGUAGGGAAGGCCUUCAGGACGACUGCCCCAUCCCCGGCUUUCAUGUAAACGAUAAGGUUCUAGCCAGCUGGUCCGAUUGCCGCUUCUACCCUGCCAAGGUUAUAGCCGUCAACAGAGAUGCUUCCUACACUGUGAAGUUCUACGACGGCGUCAUCCAGACGGUUAAAGGGAUUCACGUCAAGCCGUUCGUCAAAGAGAGGAAGGGGGGGAGGUCGAAGGCCAGUGACAGGAGCCAGGAGAAGCCGCCCGGGCGGAGGGCAGUGGGGUGUCGUCAGGGGAAACCGCUAGAGAACGGCCAGAACCAGAGGGGGCGGCCCAGCAGCUCGGAUCAGGACCAAGAGAGCGAGAGUGAGGAGGACGAAGAAGAAGAAGAGGACAGCGACGACGGACAGGAGAGGAGUGAAGAUCAGCCCCAGGGUGAGGAGUCGGCGGGCAAACGGGAGAGAGGCAUGAAGCGGCGAACUUCUGAGGGGGAGACCCGGGGGGAGCAGAGAAAGAGGAGGACUGCAGAGAGGAAGAGGCCGGCAGAAAGGAGCCGGGAGCUGGAGUCAGAGGGAGCCGCCCUUAAGGAGGAGAGUUCCAUCUCGGAGAGGAGGGAAGCGCGAGAAGGUGGGAGCUCAGGGGAGUGGCUGGUAGAAAACUCCUGCACAGAAAACAAGGAGGAGAGCGAGGAGGUGAACAUCUCAAUGGGGAUACAAGCCUGUGAGGAAGGAGGAGUGCAGGGCACCUCUGGGGAGGACAUGCAUCGGGAGGCAGUGACCAAGGUGGAGGAUGAGAGAGGGGAUAGCAAGGAAGAGGAAAAAGAGGCUGCAGUGGCGCAGUGCCACCCACUGGGCAGGAGGACCCGACACCGCCUCUCCACAGCGAGGUGGGCGGAGAAUGCAGAUGGCGGCGUCCUGGAGCUCCGGAAGAGGCGGAUCUCCCUUGGACAGUCCACACCCUCGAAGAGAAGCAAGCCGGAUGCUGCCACAGACAAGGACAGUACCACAGAACCAAAACCUGCUGAGCCCCCAAGUAAGGAGAUGUCUGAGUCAGGACCUGACCCUGCCCCUCCAUCCUCUGCAUCAACCACAGACAGCAAGGAGGGGUGUGGGGACACUGGCCAGUGGGGGGAACCCAGUCACCCCGGAGAUGGGGAGGCACCAGCGCCCCCUGCCAAAGUACCUGUGAGACGACAGGCUAAUAACCCUAACAGGUUCAGCCGGGAGCCACUGUACAGAGUCAUCAAAAACCAGCCCCCACCCGUUCUCUUCAUCAACCUCGACCACAACCCCUUCAAAUGUGAGGUUCCCAACUGCCACAAGUCCUUCCGUAAGGCUAAGCUGCUUCACUACCACAUGAAGUACUACCACAGCGGGGACACCGUCCAGGAGGGGGCCCUGAGCCCCGGGUGUGGCAUUAAUACGCGGGCAUCUGACAAGCAGAGUGCUGGCGUGGUGCCCAAGAGCCCCAAGAGGAGGCGUACUGUCUCUGCCUCCAUGCACUCCUCCAUACACAGCCCUCAUCGCACCCCCCAGUCCCCCCGUGGUGGAGGCAAGGCGAGCAUCAGGCCGGUGGAAAAGCGCCGCACAUCGGCACCCCCUGCUGUCCACAUGCAGAAUACCCAGAGAACGUUGCUCCGGGAGAAGAUCAAGGAGAACCAUGUGGAGAAGGCUGGCCGCAGGCUGCAGGAGAGGGACAGGGGCGACAUAGAGACAGCUCUCCUCAAACCUCGGGAGGACGGCAGGGAAAAGAAGCACGAUUUCCUCCGAAUCAAGCUGAAAAAGAAGAAGAAGAAGAAGAAGAAGUCCAAGUCUGCGUACACGGGUAGUGAGGAGAACAUUGACAUCUCGCUAUUUGGCUUCCCGCCCAAACUGAGCUUGUCGCAUAAAUUGCCCCCCUCACACAAACACAAGUUUGAGUCGCACGGCUGCGGCACAGGGCAGCUCAGCAAAGGGCUGAUCUGCGUGGACGUAGAUGAAGCCAGCGGCAGCGACUGGUCAUCUGACAGCCUUGGCUGGAGCGAGGAUGAGGUGGAGCUGGAUGUAACCACACCCUCUCAGGACCUUGCCAUCUCCAUGGCGAUGGAGGACUCUGACAUUGUGCGGUGUGUCUGUGAGGUGGAGGAGGAAAAUGACUUCAUGGUGCAGUGCGAGGGCUGUCUGUGCUGGCAGCAUGGUGUCUGCAUGGGGCUUCUGGAGGAGAGCGUGCCAGGGAAAUAUGCCUGCUACAUCUGCAGGGAUCCGCCAGGCCAGCGGCAGAGCCAGCGGUACUGGUGUGACCGGGAUUGGCUGAGCAGCGGUCACAUGUAUGGCCUGCCCUUCCUGGAGGAGAACUACUCGCAUCAGAACGCCAAGAAGAUCGCUGCCACGCACCAGCUACUGGGGGACGUGCACCGCGUGGCCGAAGUGCUCAGUGGCCUGCAGCUGAAGAUGAGCGUCCUGCAGAGUCAGACCAGCCCCGACCUGAAGAUGUGGCGGCAGCCCUGGAGGCAGGCAGAGAAACCCAAGAAGAGGAGCGUGGCCGGGGGCGUGGCCACAUGGUCCCCACUGCCGAGCGACGUCGAGCAGAAGGGCGGGGCGGCCCCAGAGGCCACAGCGACGGACAAAGUGCCACCACGCCCCCUGCAGGCCUCUUACAUCAGCAGCGAGCACUGCUACCAGAAGCCAUGUGCGUACUACCCAGCAGGGGAGCGCCGGCUGGUGGUGGAGACGUGGGGCGGGUCUCCCAGCACGGAGCUGGAGCGUGGCCUGCUCAGUACCGAGGAACCGUUGGAGCGUGAGUGGGGCACGGCCCACGGAGCCCCAGAUCGAGCCAGACACGGCACGGAGGAGGACGGCCGCAGGUGGAUGCUGGCCGCGUGGGCGCGUGAGGAGAGCGUGCUGGGCACCGGGGAGCCAGCAGGGGGUGCUGGCUGCCUGCCACGCCAAUGGCAGAACAACCUGCUGGAUCACAUCGAGGCCGUGCAGGACGAGGUCACGAACCGCAUGGAUUUCAUCGAGAGGGAGCUGGAUGUCCUGGAGAGCUGGCUUGACUACACGGGCGAGCUGGAGCCCCCCGAGCCUCUGGCCCGCCUGCCCCAGCUGAAGCGCCGCAUAAAACAACUGCUCUGUGAGCUGACCAAAGUGCAGCAGAUCGCCCACUGCUGUUCCACAUGAGGGCGCCGUUGAGCCUCCGUCCUCCCCCAUACCCACUGCUGUUCCACAUGAGGGCGCCGUUGAGCCUCCGUCCUCCCCCCAUGCCCACAAGCUGAAACUUUCACAGUCAAAACCAUCACGUCUGCAUGCAGAGCAGGAGAUUUGCAUCCAGAGUGGUUGCUUUCAGUGCCCUACAGGUACAAUAACCUGACUUCGGAGAUGGGAGCUGGGUGGUGGUUGAGGGGCGGGGUUGGGUCUUUUGGGCAGAGCAAGGAUUUUGGGGGGGCCAGGAUGUGGAAGGCAAGAUGUUCAAGAAAAGAGCCAGAGACUCUCUAGAGGAGCAUAUCUUACUGUGCUCAAAAAACGGAAAACAACCAUUAUAAAGCAACUGGAGUCUUUUGGUCCUUGAAGGUCCCCGGUUUAAAAAAGAAAAAAACUUCAAGCUUCAUUUUAAUUACUCGUAAGGCAGUUUUAAUGUAUCACUUUUCUUAUAACCAGUAUACGUUAAACUGUCUUCCUUUACAGAAUAGCCCGUCCUAAUAGGUGUCGCUAGACAGCUCCUCCCACCACUUCUCCCCCGCCCCCCCCCAGCUACAAACACUCCAUUCGCCCUCCAGCAGUCUUGGGGGACAAGCUUUCUUUAUUCACUUAUCAGAAAAAUGACCAGGCCGCCUUUAGUACGUCCAAACAAACUUUAUUCCUGGGAAUCAUCUUUCAGAAUCCUGUAUUUCAAAUGGAAGUUGUGCUUGUUCUCCAAUAAAGAGCCAUUGGGUGCCAUUUUUACAAAAUGGUAGCAAAAAUAAGAGGUCACAUGGUAGGUCACAUGCUACAGUGGCUAUUCCAUGUCUUGGGCAAGGAGGAAAAAAAAUUAGUAACGAUACGUGUUACUUUGCUUUUUUUGGUACCUUUUUGAUUAAAAUAUUUCUAAAACGACUGGUUGGCUGAAUGUCUUGUAGGGUUUAUAUCAAAAUAUGCUUUGCAAUACUCAAUUGUUUAAUCAAAAUCCUAUAAACAAGUAAAUUAGUUACCUUUAUAUUGUAAGGGUAGCAGCUGAAUUUUUGAACGGUGAGGAUGUGUGCUUUCUCAAAAAAAGAAAUAAAUUCCAGUAUUUAUUGUUUAAAUAGCGUGUUUAGCCGAGACCAUGUCCGUCCACGGUGUAUGAAAUGCCUUCACCCGCUGACCUUAGUGUCACUGUUUUCUAUGGAAAGUCGUACGAUCGGGUGAGUUUACAUUAUACAUGUUAGUGGCAUUUCUGUCGUAUCAUACUUCUGUUCCGCAAUAUCAGUGUUUUUACAGUUAUUUUCAAUGCCUUCCGAUUGUACAUAAUUUUUAUUUUAUUUUUUUACUGUGGUUUGCUUUUGUUCUCUAAGCGUUUUAUUUAUUGCGGAUCAAAAAGUUAAUUUAUUUGAUUCCCCCACACCCCCUUUUUGGACGCAGUGCUGUGUUAGGGUGCGGGUUGUCAUAAGCUUGAUUCGACAGCUGUCCUGUUAGGGAAAAUAAAUAGCUUUUUUUUAUGUUAUAUGUACCUGUUUUAUAGUGAGUCGUUUAGAGGUAAAAGGAGAUGCAAAGCAUUUUUUUUUUCGCACGGCGUUUCAGUGUCCGUUACCGUCUAACGGGAAUUCCGUCGUCUGGUGGGGUAACCAUGUGCCUGGUUGGGACACUAGCGGUCAUUACCCUCGCUUCAUUCCUCAUCGUGUCUUCUGUGGUAGUGCUGAUGUCCGUUUUGUUGAGCUGCUGUCGAUAGAUGCAACUUAAAGAGUUUGUGUAGAUACUUUGUUCACUCGGCAGAGGGAGGGGAGUACACCACACCGCCUUCUGUUAAAAUUCACUACUGUAGACUUACACGGAUGUCAAGCCAUAGAAAAAAAAUGCAUUAUUGUUUAGCAUUAUUUUCUGUCUACCCGCCAUUUGAACUCAUUGACAUUAUGAAGCAGCGUGUUCUUUUGACUGAAAAAUCUGGGUUUUUCUUUCCUGAGGUGAUUGCAAGAAGUUCUACUUGACUUAAUGUUUGUACAGCUGGAUUCAUUACUGGCAGUAAUAUUUUGACAAAACUGUUGCAACAUCCUCGACUAAUCCAAUAAAAUAAACAGUCUUUUCCAAAAACUUCUUUGGAAUGUGGUU
Molecule: messenger RNA, 6176 nt
Organism: Brienomyrus brachyistius
Lineage: Eukaryota; Metazoa; Chordata; Actinopteri; Osteoglossiformes; Mormyridae
Product: PHD finger protein 20-like
Exons: 19
Coding region: 720-4076 (1118 amino acids)
Biological process (GO): regulation of transcription by RNA polymerase II
Cellular component (GO): NSL complex; MLL1 complex
Source: RefSeq, a predicted model, not a curated record